GAGUCAUUGUAGACGUAGAUGAAAUAAGUAUAUGGUCAUAUCAUUACCAACAUUCCUCAUCUCCCUCAUAAUAUCAAUCUCCUACCACAGUCCCUGAUAAUGAUACAAUAAAUGAUUGAGCAUUUCCAUGGACCCUGUUAACGAACGCUCCCACCGCAGCCACAUACUUGCUUCUCUUGCAUUUAUUUUCCCUUUUGAGCUGACCCCAGUUUCAAAUCACACAUGAAAUCCAUCAGAGAAAGAGAAAAACAGAGAUCAAAACAGGAGAUACAGCUAGUCAGAGAGACAGAGAGCAACCAUGAACUUGAAGUCUCUUACUGGAAUACAAAAUCCCGAGACUAAUUUGGACAGAGCCGAGCAGGUUCACGACCAGAGGAUAGUGAUUCCAAACCAAUUCAUCACCGGAGAAGAUUGCAUCAACAGGAAAGAUCAAGCAUGGUUUAUUACCACUCAGUUCCCAACAGAUUUGAUAGUUCAAGUUCAAGACAUCACCUUCAAUGUUCACAAGUACACAUUGAUUUCGAAAUGUGGCUACAUAGGCCGAAUGGAACUUCAAUCCUCAACCUCCACUCAGGGUUACGACCUAAAGCUUGAAAACUUCCCAGGUGGAUCAGAAACAUUUGAAAUGGUUAUCAAAUACUGUUAUGGUUUCCCAGUAGACCUGAACUCGAGCAAUGUAGCGUCAUUAAGAUGUGCAUCAGAGUUUUUGGAGAUGACAGAAGAAUUUGAAGAUGAAAAUCUAAUCUACAAGACGGAGUCCUUCCUCACAUUUGUAGUCCUUCCAUCAUGGAAAGAAUCACUAACUGUUCUCAGAACUUGUCAGAGUCUCUCUCCAUGGGCUGAGAAUCUUCAAAUUGUGAGACGGUGCUGUGACUCAAUAGCCCGGAAACUCUCUAGAGAGAACAUAACAGGAGAUACAGACUGUGAAGAUGGGUGGUGGUUAAAUGAUUUAACAACACUUCGGAUAGACUACUUCACAAGAAUUAUAACUGCAGUAAGGGCCAAGGGUGUAAAGCCAGAGAUUAUAGGUCAAAGCAUUGAGCACUAUGCAAGGAAGUGGGCGCCAGGCAUUGGAAUGGAACCAGGACUAGAAAAAUAUACACAGGACAAAAAUGUCCUGCAAGUAAGUAUUGUGAGUGGUAGGAAAGAUGAACUCGGAAUCGAAUACAACGAGGAACACAAAGCUAUUAUUGAAAGCUUACUAAGCAUACUACCUCCUCAAAGAGAAGCAGUUUCGUGCAAGUUCUUAUUGCAGAUGCUAAAGAUGGCAAGGGUGUGUUGUGCAUCAGCAGCUUUGAUUUCGGAACUAGAGAAAAGAAUAGGAAUGGUGUUGGAGGAUGCCAAUGUGAUUGAUAUUCUAAUUCCUAACCAAACAAAUAAUGAACAUGGAAACUUGCCAAAUACACAAGAAGAACGCACUAUGCAUGACAUAGAAGUAGUGCAAAGGCUCCUAGAGUAUUACUCACUGUUUGAACAGCAACAGCAGCAACAUAGAAAUGGGAACUCUAAUGUGUGUAAACUCAUAGACAAUUACUUAGCUGAACUUGCGAGAGAUCCAAACUUCUCCAUCACCAAGUUUCAAACAUUAGCCAAAUCAUUGUCAGAAAAUGCAAGGCGUUGUCAUGAUGGAUUAUACAGAGCCAUUGACACCUACCUCAAGACCCGUCCUUUAUUAUCUGAGCAUGAUCGGAGAAGGCUAUGCAAAAUCAUGAAUUGUGAGAAACUUUCGCUUGAUGCGGGUGUGCAUGCUGCACAAAAUGAUCGACUGCCUCUAAGAACUAUAGUUCAGGUUCUGUUUUCAGAGCAAGUGAAGAUGAGGUCAGCAAUGCAAGAGAAGGAGAAAGCACCUAUCAGUGAUAAUUCAGUUGAGGAUGGAAACCCUUUAUCAACAGACAGAGAGAUUAAAAACCUCAAGGAAGAACUUCAGAGCGUGAAGACACAGAUGGCAGAGUUGCAACGUGACUACUCAGAGCUGCAACAAGAGUAUGAAAAACUAAGCAACAAGCAGAAAAAUGUAGCAGGUUGGGUAUUUGGUUGGAAGAAGAUAAAGAAUUCUUUCCACAUAAGAGUUGAUGGAGAUGAACCUGCCCAGCGUAGAUCCAGCAGGCUUAGUUCUCGAGUGAGCUUAAGAGAUAGAUUAUCAAUGACCUGAAGCCUUGGAAUAAGAGAAUCCUCUAAAAGCUAAAUAGUUCAAAGAAGUUGCUAUUCCACGUUUUUAA
Messenger RNA from Cucurbita maxima (winter squash), 2219 nucleotides. RefSeq names its product BTB/POZ domain-containing protein DOT3-like. The coding region runs from base 299 to 2152 and encodes 617 amino acids. Gene Ontology annotation, molecular function: protein binding. The transcript has 6 exons. The record is from RefSeq and is a predicted model, not a curated record. Lineage: Eukaryota; Viridiplantae; Streptophyta; Magnoliopsida; Cucurbitales; Cucurbitaceae.